AUGAAGCUCCCCGCCGCCUUGCUGUACGCCCUCUCUUUCGCUACUACCCCUGUCGAUGCUCAGGUUGGUCAUACUGGCGACUCUGUCGGCUGCGUGGUUGCUGUCAACGGGAAAAAAGAACUCUUCAAAAUCACCGUAGCGUUCGCCAAGGCCAUGGCUGUGCGGGGUGGAGAUGUGGGAAACAUUCCGGGCAGGGAACCAAGCCUCUACAAGGGUCCUAUAACGACAUGGUACGAUCCAAGCUGCAACACGCAAAAUGCCAGAGUUCUGUCGUACCCCAUCUACCGUGAUGGUCGUAUCCCCGGACUCCCUACCCCCAUUGGUGACAUGACCAAAUACAGAACAAUCUACGUCAUCAAGGGCAGCGGGAGAUUGGCGUGGUGUGGUGUGGAAUACAACGGCGUCGAGUGUCUCCUGACCUACCCGUAG
This is a messenger RNA of Ustilaginoidea virens, 429 nucleotides long. RefSeq lists its product as uncharacterized. The record is from RefSeq and is a predicted model, not a curated record. The transcript has 2 exons. Lineage: Eukaryota; Fungi; Ascomycota; Sordariomycetes; Hypocreales; Clavicipitaceae. Bases 1 to 429 code for a protein of 142 amino acids.